CACAUGCUCAUAUAACCUAGGGCUCUUUCCCUUGUUGGGGUAUUUCCACUGACUUAUACAGAGACCGCUUCUCUCAGGAAACAAGCAAGCAAGAAAACAUGGCUGUGAACAGAGAGUGGACAGAAUAUGAAAACUCCAGAGGCCAUGAUGUAACGUGCUGUGAGGGUGAGCAUGUGAGUUUAUCAGAGCUGAAAGCCGACCCUGGAGUGGACACUCACUACCUGAGGAAGAAAAACAUCCCGCCUUAUCCAAAAUCCGUGCUCUUCCGUGUAUCUGAAGUGUGCCAUGUGACUGGGGAGAGUGGCGUUCGGGGUAUCUUUGAUGACGGCGGCUUCCAGAUUCCAUACCAUGAUGAAUAUGAAAAUGACUUCCUGUGGUGGAGUCUAUCAGUGACUGAGGAAGACAUUGCUGAUGCUGAAGAGAAUUUCCUGGAGGAGUUAGACAUGGUGCCGGAUGACCAGCAGCCUUUCUUGGAGAAGUUCACCACCUCACCGGCAUUCCAGAACAAGUCUCGCUACGGCAACUUCCGCUUUGUCUUUCCUCUAAGAGAGCUCCUGUCUCUGUAUGCCAGGCAAUUUUGUUACAAUUCUGCUCCAGUUCUUCGUGUGUUGGACACCAAGAUCUACAAAACAGAGAUUAUGUACUCUGUGUUGGUGCAUCCACGGCACAUUAAGCGCUAUAGCCAAUACCCACGCCUGCCCUGUGGUGAUGACGACGUGUGUGGGUACUUCCAGGGCAACAUGUCAUGGCGCUGUCAGGCUCCAUCAGAAAGUCAUGGCCACAGGCUAGUGGUGGACGAAGACGAGUCCACAGUGCAUGCAAGGUCACUUAAGGGUAAGGAGUAUUAUGUGUGGGAUCAUGUGGCUGUAGCCUUCCACAUGGAGCCAGACUGGAUUCUGGACGUGGAUCGGGAGCGACUGUAUAGAAGUGUGAGCACAUGUGAGGUCACUGAAUGGAAUCUCCUGAGGGAGCCAGACUAUGGCCUUGAUGAGUAUGAAGCUUAUGAAAUACUAGAAAACUUGGCUCUAGAGUAUAGUUUAGGCUUCUGAUACUACUAUUGAUCAGGGGUGUUAAAAUCCUAUUCCUGGCAAUUUGGUGACUGCAAACAUUUUUUAGAAUCCCAACCAAACACUUCCAACCCAUGUAAUCCAGGCGAUGAGACCAGGGUAGUUACUCAAAAAGUAAUCCAUUAAAAAUGUCCCUGACUUUUCUCUGAACAAGACACAGACAUUAUGCUAUCUGAAAACCUAAAAACUGGUCAAAAGAAACAUAAUUCAGUAGUUGAGAUGUAAACAAAGUCAUUCAGAGUGAUCUUAUGUGAAAUUGUAGAGAAACUUACAAACUCAUAUUUCUUUACAGUGGUGGUGAUAGGAACCAGGGGUCGCUAUGUGUACGACACACAUACAGCCAUUUUAUUUACCAUCCAAAACCACCAGUGAACCUACACGUGUCUUCUGAGUUUUUAUAUGUAAUGUUGAUGAGGGUAAAACAGUGGUAAAUUCAAAAACAUAUGUUUUAUUUGGGGACUAUUUUUCCGUUCUACAUCCUGUAUGUACGCCUCUGCCAUUUAGGCCAAAAAUAUUGUAAAACAAUAUCUCAGACAUAAGAUGGCUUAUUUGUGUUCCUGUGAGGGAACUUUUACAGGUGUUAAACUCUUCAGAUGUCUCUUCAGGCCGUUCUUAUAACCAACACUGUGAAUAAUUCUGACACAGUAAGUUUCUCCACAGUGAAGCAUUUUGCAGCAAACCACUCUGAAUGAUUUUGAUUGGGUCUGGCCUGAUUUGGUGAGGUGGGAUAGGUGAGGUGGGAUCUCUCUCUUCUUCAGCUCUUUUUAUAAAUCUUCAUCCUUCAGAUUUAUAUUCACAGGUGCUUUGGCAGAUUUUUUGUUCUUUUUAUGUAACGCUUUUAUAGAUGGAUCUUUGAAUUUGCAGCACUUCCCACACUCACAGUGCACUGCUCAUGCUCACAAAGUUGCACAUAUUUCACACAAGGACUAGCACAGAUAAUCUAUAUAGAGGAAAUUUCUGUUUUAAAUGCAUCACAUAGAAUUAAUAUUGCUCUGUAAGAGACAAAUGAGUGAUGCACACAUUCACCCAUCCUGAAUGAUGGUGGAUUUAAGAAACCAGGAGAUGACAUCACCUCCACCCAAAGUCUGAGUCAGGGGGUGACACUGCAGAUGCUGAGAGGCCAAAAGAGUUUCCUUGGUAAUGAUAAAGAUUAUAACUGUAAACUGUUCCUGCGCAAGUUCACCUCCUCACCAGCCUUCAGGAAGUCCUCUAGGUUGAGGAACUUUCAUUUCACCUUCUCCAUGAGGGAACUGCUGGCCAGCUACAGCACCCAGUUGUGCAUGGGGCAAGCACCUCAGAUGUGCAUCUAUGAGACGGUCAUCUACAAGCAGGAGGUCAUGAAUGCCUUAGUGGUCCAUGGUCCAGAUGCCAAAAGAGAGUUCAAGAGAUGAGCUAUUAGUAAAGCGAAAGCUCUGCUUAUGUACGGCAUAGCUGCGGCCAACAGCUGAGAAUAAAGCACCACAUCUUGUGCUAAAGCUGUGUCUCUUUUAAUAGUGGAGAACUGUACAAUACUUUAAGCUUUGUUUGAAGACUGGA
Messenger RNA from Colossoma macropomum (tambaqui), 2603 nucleotides. RefSeq lists its product as uncharacterized. NCBI's taxonomy places the organism in Eukaryota, Metazoa, Chordata, Actinopteri, Characiformes, Serrasalmidae. The record is from RefSeq and is a predicted model, not a curated record. The transcript has 2 exons. The coding region runs from base 99 to 1049 and encodes 316 amino acids.